AUGAAUGAUAUGAAGAUUGAAGAUGCAGAGUUUGAUUUGGAUGAGGGAGAGUUGCAUACUAGGCUUGAUUUGAAUAAGGAGGCAGAUGAGGAUGAGAUGAAAAAAUAUGAGUAUGAUGGCAUUAAGGAGAUUGAAGAAAGUGAUGAGGACAAAGAUGAAGAUGGGGGGCAUGAUGGAGGUGCCAUAAGUGAGGUAGAUGAUGCUAUUCUGGAGGCCAAGAAUAGGGAGGAUGAUGAGGAUGAGGCAGAUGAUUAUGGCGAGCUUUUAUAUUAUGGGCAGCCAAGGGUGACAAUAUACCAAGGCAGACAGAUCAUCCCACAUGGACCCAUGGCUGAAAUUGUACCAAUAUAUAUGGGUGGGCCAAGUGUAGUGUAUAGCCAAUUGAAAGAGAUGGGCUGA
Suillus bovinus is the source of this 399-nucleotide messenger RNA. RefSeq lists its product as uncharacterized. The transcript has 3 exons. Lineage: Eukaryota; Fungi; Basidiomycota; Agaricomycetes; Boletales; Suillaceae. The record is from RefSeq and is a predicted model, not a curated record. The coding region runs from base 1 to 399 and encodes 132 amino acids.